AUAAAACCAACCCAAACCCGAACUGUUUACCCAAAUUGACACCCCUACCUAUUACCCAAUACCUAUACCCAAGGCCCAAGAACCACAUUCUCAGUACCGAUGAAACAAACAAUUAUACCACUUAGGAAACAAAAUCGCAUACAAACCCUGAUUACAGAAAUAAUAAAAUAAUCACACAAAAUUCAAAUUCAAAAUCUUCCGCUCUCUCACACUCUAACGGUUAGUUUUACCCUGAACAAAUCUCCUCUCUUCCAUCGUAUAUAAAGUCCCCAUAACUCUCAUCUCUUAGCCACCACCAUUUAUCAUUGUCUCUCUUACAUUGAUUGAUUCAACCCCUAAUUUUCUCUCUCUCUUCUUCUUCUUCUUCAUCUUCAAUUUUCUGUUGAAGAGAACUUUCCAGAAUCCAUGGAUUUCCAAACCUUCAAGAGACGUGACCUUCAAUCUCUCUGCAAGCUUAACAAUAUUCCUGCUAAUACUACCAAUUCUGCCAUGGCUGAUGCUCUCGCUUCGCUUCCUAUUGUUGAAGGACUUGCUGAAUUUUUGGCAAAACCAGAUUCUGAAACCCAGGGAUCCCCUGAAAGAUCAGCGAUUAACUCAUCUUAUGCACCCCGGACCACGGCUACAAGAACUCGCUGUAGUACAAGGACUAGAGCAGUGGAAGGAACUGAUGCAAGGAAGACUCCGGCAACACGAACCACUCAGAAAAGAGCAUCUCAGGAAACCUCAAUCCAGAAAAAUAUGGAGAAGAAUAUGGAAGCUGAAUUUGAGGCUGAAAAGGAGCAAUCUGAAGUUACUGACAACAAUUUGGUUCAUGUAGGUGAGAUUAAGGUAAUUUCAGAAGUGGUAUCCGAAGUUAGUAUGGAAAUUGAAGGACAAAGUGAACCCCAAAAGGAUGUAGAGCAGCAGGUCAAUGAUGGGCAAGAAGUCAUUAAUUUGGAUGCACAAGAAGAAGCUACCGAGAUGUCGAAUGACAGUAAGGUGGACUUCCACAGCCUCAGUCGAAGGGACCUCCAAACUCUGUGUAAGAGAAACAAGAAACCUGCCAAUACUACCAAUGCUGCAAUGGCUGCUUCGCUUGAAUCUCUCGAAAUUGUUGAAGGUCUGCAAGAGUUACUGAUGGGAUGUGAGUCUCAAGUUCCAAGCUCCCCUCUGAUGUCAGGAAUUACUUCAUCUUGUGCUCGUCGAUCACGUACCACAAUGAAAAUCAGUAGAGAAGAGCCACCAAGCUCCAAGCUGAUCACAAAAUCCUGCCGCGUUUCAAGGAAGAGGAUCGUAGAAGAAACAGACCAAGGAAAGAAUGAUAUAGCUGAAACUCCAGCUGCUCCAAGUACUCAGAAGAAGGAAGGUAGUGCAGUGCAAUGGGACAUCUCUAGUGUUGAGAUUUCUGAAGUUUCAGGUGUUUCUGAGAACAAUGGCGAUGAGAACAUUGGCGAUAUCAGUAAAAGUUUGACUCAAGAAGCACCUGUAAAUGAAUCCACAUUGCAGGAAGAAAGUGGAAAAGGUAAUAACGAUCUUCUCAAUGUCGAGAAUCUGACGGACUCGAGUGAAAUAGUGGCUAAAGUAGACAAUGAAAUUGUUGUUGAUGAUGAGACCCAAGAAACUUUGGAGGUAACUGAAGCAGUGGCCAACUUUGCCAUCCAAGAUGAGGACCUGAAAUUGGGUUCUGCUAAUAGUGAAUUGGAAACCAUCACGGUUCAAAAGUCAAGCAAGAUUGAAUCUCAAGACGGCCAGCUCGAGAACCUGGCCAGUGCUCCUGUUUCUGCUGCAGAGAGCCUUGAUGAGAACCUUGCCACUACUCAUGUUGAAGAACAAAUGUCCAACGAGUUUGUUUCUGAGUCUACUACUGAAGCUGAUCAAGUCACACUGGAAAUCAAUGAGGAUAGCAAUUCUGGAAACACCAAGCUUGAAAAGGCGGUCACAUUUACUUUUGAUUCUGAUGUACCUGAACCUGCAGAAGACGAGGACUCUGAAGAGUUCAAUACCGAGUUUAAUUCAGCUGAUAAGCCAAGUCUGGAAACCAAUGUGGAAAGUGAAGGUAGUUGUACCGAAGAUGAGAUGUCUGAGUGGUCUGAUUAUGAGAUGCCAGAAGAAGACGAGGUGUCUGAUUCUGAGUUGGCUAUCCAAGAUGAUCUACUGAGCGUGGAAGCUAACGUGGACAGUGAAUCUGAAAAGAGCCAGCUUGAGAAACUAGACAUAACUACUGAUUCUGCUACAGAUUGGGCUGAAAAGCCUGAAGUUAGCCUAGCAGAACUUCUUGGCAACCAGUUCGACACUGAAUCAACUAUUCAAGUUCGUUCACGUGUUCCUAUAGAAAGUAAGACACCUUUGAACCAUAAAAGUCUGCGAAAAUUGAAGAGGAUGUACAAGGAGAAACUACAAGAAAAAACAUUGGUUAAGGGAAUGGAGAAAUUGGAUUUGGGUGAGACUGAGGUCCCACUGGCCAAUGUGGAUGAACAUUUGCAAGAAGGAAAUGUUGAAGCUCAAGUUUCUCAAGUGAUGCUUGGUUCUAACGAAGCCAAUGAGGACAAUAUUGAAGAAUCAGACGAAAAUAGCGUUAAUGAGACAGGAUCCGAGAAAGACAGCGUGGAGGAGGAUGUGAUUCAGGAGAUCCUAGUGAUUAAUUCUGUCGUCGAAACUGCAAACCUCUGCCCAGUUGACAUUCUACUGGACAAUGAAGUGGUAUCUGAAGAAGCAGUAGCUGGUGACAUUGAUGUUGUCCCAUGUCCAACACUUACACCAAGCAAAUGUUCAAGCAUGACUAAGAAGCCACUGUCGGUUAGCAUGGUUACACCAACUAAAUCUGCUUGCAAAACUCCAAUGUCAGCUGGAAGGAAGAACCGCGUUAUGGAUGUCAACAAGGAGAACAUUGACAGUAUCAGUAAAACCGAGCCUGGAAAAAUCAAAGUUGCUGUUACUGAGAGUGGAAAAAUUCUUUCUGCAUUGAGCAUGGGGAUGCUGAAAAAGGAAUUCAAAGGGCUCCAGCAGUCAGAGAAGAAGAAAAAAGCACUGCAGUCGCGUUCUGAUAAUCAAAACCUCUUAGCUAGCCCGUGAACUGAAGACCUGUGUUUUAGUCCUGCAAGUCUGAUCAAUAGUUGGAGGUUAAACCUUUGGUUUUACCUUCUUUUAGUUUUUAUGAUUUUCUCAAUGGCCCAAAUGUGGGUAUGUUAAUCUCUUUUUGUUCGAUGAUAAUAAACUUUAUAUCUUUAGUAAAUGGUAAUGCAAACAAAAUAGAUGGUAAACAUUUUCUGAA
Molecule: messenger RNA, 3250 nt
Organism: Chenopodium quinoa (quinoa)
Lineage: Eukaryota; Viridiplantae; Streptophyta; Magnoliopsida; Caryophyllales; Amaranthaceae
Exons: 8
Coding region: 406-3051 (881 amino acids)
Source: RefSeq, a predicted model, not a curated record